CUCUCUUUCGUUUUCAUAAAAUUCUAAAUAAAUAAACAAAUGGGAAACAUAUUUGUUGUGCUAACCCCUUUGGUUCAUGGACUCGUCAGGCUAGCAGGAUUAACACGACAAACCAUAGAAAUAGAACAUGGAACCUUGAUGAAUAUUUGGGUUCCAAAAGAAACCGUCAUGAAAAAGGAUGGGAAAGCUGUUUACGUGCCACCUAAAAAGCCCGUGGUCCUACUCCUCCACUCUUUUGCCAUGGACGGUAUUUUCACAUGGUUCUUACAAGUUUUGGCAUUGACACGAGAUUACUCUGUCUACGUGCCUGACCUCUUGUUCUUCGGUGGUUCAAUCACCGAUAGAAAUGAGAGGUCAGCUAGUUUCCAGGCCGAGUUUGUGGCCAAUGGAUUGGGGAAACUAGGAGUGGAAAAAGUGACACUUGUUGGGGUAAGUUAUGGGGGGAUGGUUGGUUUCAAGAUGGCUAAGUCGUACCCAAAAUUGGUCCAGUCUAUGGUGGUGUCUGGCACCGUCAUAGAGAUGACCGAAUCUAUAAGCCUUGAUGCUUAUAAGCAACUUGGUGGAUCGAGUUGGUCAGAACUUUUGAAUCCUGAUACAAUAGAGGGUUUAAAGAAGAUGUUUUCGAUUGGUUUUAGGAAUCUCCCAUGGCUUCCUGAUUUCGUUUAUCAAAACAUUCUUGAGACGAUGUUCGGUAAUCGCAAAGAGAGAAAUGAACUUUUAGAGGCUUUGGUUGUUCUCGACAAAAAUGCAACCGUAGAUAUUAACUACUCUCAGAUGAUAUAUAUGUUGUGGGGUGAUGACGACCAGAUUUUCGACUCCGAUUCUGCUAGGACCAUGAAAAAGAGAUUGGGUGAGAAAACAAGAUUGGACUGGAUAAAGGAUGCAGGACACCUAGUGCCGUUAGACCAACCAUUUGCAUAUAACAAACGCCUCAAACUUAUUCUUGAACGCUUAAUUACGAAGAAAGGGCAAUGAGGAGAUGCAUAUAUAUCAUCAUAUCAUAAUCAUUAUAUGUGUAUACGAUUAAGUUUAUUCAAUUCGUUUUUUAAAAUUUCAUCUUCUUGUUAUUUAAAUUUGUUUGUAUACAAAAUAAAUCGAAAUA
This is a messenger RNA of Erigeron canadensis, 1102 nucleotides long. Its product is annotated as epoxide hydrolase 4-like. The record is from RefSeq and is a predicted model, not a curated record. The transcript has 4 exons. Bases 40 to 975 code for a protein of 311 amino acids. NCBI's taxonomy places the organism in Eukaryota, Viridiplantae, Streptophyta, Magnoliopsida, Asterales, Asteraceae.